Messenger RNA from Brettanomyces bruxellensis, 1578 nucleotides. RefSeq lists its product as uncharacterized. The transcript has a single exon. Gene Ontology annotation, biological process: carbohydrate transport; transmembrane transport. The coding region runs from base 1 to 1578 and encodes 525 amino acids. Gene Ontology annotation, molecular function: carbohydrate:proton symporter activity. The record is from RefSeq and is a predicted model, not a curated record. Gene Ontology annotation, cellular component: plasma membrane. NCBI's taxonomy places the organism in Eukaryota, Fungi, Ascomycota, Pichiomycetes, Pichiales, Pichiaceae.
AUGACAAAAGAUAUUAAGGAAUCUUCUAACUACCUUUCUGCAUCAUUGUUGACAUUACUUGUUGCAUUUGGAGGUUUCAUUUUUGGAUGGGAUACUGGAACUAUCUCUGGUUUUGUCAAUGACCAGGAUUUCAUUCGCCGAUUCGGGAAAAUAAAUUCUUCAACAAACGCCUACGAGUUAAGUGAUCUCAGAACUGGAUUGAUUGUGUCCAUUUUUAACAUUGGUUGUGCUUUUGGUGGUUUGUUCCUAAGUAAAACUGGAGAUUAUUGGGGAAGAAAGAAAGGUUUGUUCAUUACCAUGAUUGUUUAUAUUGUGGGUAUUGUUAUUCAAAUUUUCUCAGCAUGGUCCUGGAUACAAUACUUUGUUGGAAGAAUUGUAGCAGGCCUUGCUGUUGGAUCGAUCUCGGUUCUUUGUCCAAUGUUCAUUUCAGAAACAGCUCCAAAGGCUAUCCGAGGAGCAUUAGUUUCAUCCUACCAAUUAAUGGUCACCGCGGGAAUCUUUAUCGGUUAUUGUGUUGACUAUGGAGUGUAUCAUAACUUUACCGAUUCCAGACAGUGGAGAAUACCUCUUGGAUUGGGUUUCUUGUGGGCUUUGUUGAUGAUUACAGGUAUGGCUUUUAUGCCAGAGUCACCAAGAUAUUUGGUUUCCAUAGGUUAUCCGGAACACGCAAAAGUUUCCAUUUCAAAGAUCAAUGGCACUUCAACUCGUUCCGAUUUCACCAUCAGGGAGUGCAGAGCAAUAGAAAAUUCCGUGCAAAUGGAAAAAGAAAUUGGAUCUGCUUCUUGGAAAGAAAUGAUUACCGGCAAGCCAAAGAUCUUCUACAGGCUUUGGAUUGGCAUAAUUCUACAAUCACUUCAACAAUUGACCGGUUGCAAUUAUUUCUUUUAUUAUGGUACUACAAUUUUCAAGUCUGUUGGUCUUGAUGAUUCUUUCGCCACAUCAAUAAUUCUUGGAGCUAUCAACUUCGCCUCUUCAUUUAUUGCUCUUUAUACAAUAGAUAAGAUGGGGCGGAGAAAAGUUCUCAUUAUCGGUGCUGCUGGAAUGGCUAUCUGUGAAGUUGUCUAUGCUGCUAUAGGAUCACAGUUACUUUAUCCAAAAGAAUUCGGUGUCAAUCCUAAUCAGCAGGUUGGAAAUACGAUGAUAGUCUUUGCGUGCCUUUUCAUUUUCUUUUUUGCUGUUACCUGGGGACCCGGUGUUUUCGUUGUUGUCUCUGAAACAUAUCCACUUCGUAUUAAAUCCAAAGGAAUGGGUUUGGCUCAAUCGGCUAACUGGUUGUGGAAUUUCUUUAUUGCAUUCUUUACACCUAGAAUAACCAACUCUAUUCACUUUUCUUAUGGUUAUGUGUUCUUUGGUUGCAAUGUUUUUGCUCUUUUUUUUGUUCUCUUUUUUGUUCCUGAAACAAAAGAUUUUUCUUUAGAAAUGGUUGAUAGUCUUUAUGAAAGUUAUCAGCCUGGCCCAAUGUAUUUAAAGAAGAAUCGUUUUGCUCGCAAGGAGCUUUUAGAACAUACACCAGAGCCCGAGAUCCUGAAUACUGAUUUUUCCAAAUUGGAUAUUAGUUUAAGUAAUAUUUCUGCUUAA